AUGAUGAUGGAUCAAGAUAUAAAAAUAAAAGAUAAGGAAAUGCUUAGGACAUAUAACUUAUUAGAAAAGAAUUAUCAUUUUAUGUUAAAGGAAUAUGACAAUUUAUGUAGUAUAAAUAUAAUAAAAAAUAAUAUAAUAAAUUUUCGAAUAGUAAAAAACUUAUUAACAAUAAAUAAUUUAAUAGAUCAAGUUGAUAAAUCGUUAUUGUUAAAUAUAUUUGAAGAAAAUGUAGAUAAUGAUUUAUUAUUGGUAUUAUCAAAAAACAAUUCGAAUUUCAUAUUAAAAUUAUUAGCUAUAUUUUAUAUAAAACUUAGUAAACAGAUAAAAUUUAAUAUUACUAAUCAUUUUAAUAGAAUAUUUGAUAUAAAUAAAAAUACCAGUAAUACAUCAAGUGAAUUGAAAAAUAUCCCUGAAAAUUUAUUUAAAAAUUCCAUUAUAUUAAUUUCGUUGAUCUUAUUUCAUCUGCCCGUAAAAUUAUCUUAUCACAUCCCUUCUAUAAUAGACUACUCAAAAAAGAUUCGAAAAUCUGACAACCUAGAACUAAAAUAUUUUUAUAAAAAAUGUAUCAAUUCUAUAAUAAAAUAUAGUAAACUAAAUGUAUCAGAAUGUGAUAAAAUUUUCAAAUAUUUAAAAAAAAGUUUAAAUGAUAAAGAUUUCUUCAUUCAGUAUAUUGCAUUGAAAUGUUUAUCAAAUUUGUUUAUUUUACAUCCAGAAUAUUCUCUUUUAGAAUAUGAAUACUUUAUAAAUCAUAUAAUAGAUAAUAUAAAUAUAAAUAAUUAUGUGAGUGUAGUAUAUUUGAAAUAUGUUAUAAGAUUUGUUAGCAUAAUAUUUUGCAACUGUGCAAAUGUGAAUUAUUAUAAUAGUAAAGAUAAUGAUGGAACUAACAAAAAACAUAUUGAUGAUACUUUUUUAUUUAAUUUAAAUAUUAUGAAGAAAAAAAAAAAGAAAUAUUCUGAUGAUGAUAUUAGAGAUGAAGAUUAUAUUGAUGAGAAAAAGAAAUCAUAUAAUGAUAAUAAUAAUAAUCAUAAUAAUAAUUUAAAAAGUGAUAUAAUUGAAAAUAAUUUUAAUGAUAAUAACAAUAUUAAUUAUAAUAAUAAUAACCAUCGUCAUAUUAAUAAUAAUGAAGAAAUAAAAAAGAAACAUCACUUUUUCUCGGAUUUCCUAAAAACAGCAACUGAAGAACUUGUGUCAAAAAUUAGUAAAAUAAAAACUGAUGAAAAAGGAGGUGAUGUAGAAAGUUAUAUGAAAGUUGAAAGUAUUGAUGGUUUCGUUUUUCAAAAUUAUAAUGAAUAUAAUAAGAAAAUAUUAAGAAAAAUGAAAAAUGUUUUAUUUAUUUAUAAUUUUAAUUCAUUCUUAAAUUAUUUUAAAAGCAUCUUAUUAAAUAUAUGUUCAGAUGUUCAUCAUGAUUAUAAUGAAUUGAAAAAGUUACAUUUUUUAAAUAUUUUAGAAAAAUUUAAUUAUUAUAAAAAAGAAUCUCAUCCCUUUUUAGAUAAGCAUGAUUAUUCAUCAUUUGUGAAUAAAAAAUCCUAUGUUAAAAAAUUUGAAUUUUUAAGAAACCCAGCGAAUGCAAAUAUAAUGAAUUUGACCUACAAUAAAGAAACAAAUGAUUAUAUUAAUAUAAUAUUAGAAUAUGAAAAUAAAUUAAUAAGAGAAAAAGAAUUCUGGUUAUAUAGUGAAUUAGUACCAUUAACUGUAGAAGAUAAGAAUGCUAACAAAUUUUAUACUACUUUAAUAAGAAAUACAUUAUUAAAAAUUAUAUUUUUUGAAUCAUUUAAAAAAUGUAUUUUAUUUUCAAAAAAGUUUAGUUCUAAAUCAAUUAUUAAAAUUAUUGAGUUCUUUAUAUAUAUCCUAGAUUUUUUAUGCUCUACAUGUGUAAAGAAUAAGAAUGUUGGAGGGGUCUUUUAUACUGAUAAUAUAUCAAACAGUUUUGAGAUAAAGUAUUGUAUAUAUUACUUUACUAAAAUAAUUAAGCAGUUAAUUAAGCAGAGGAAAAAGGAUACCUAUACAGUUGUGAAGGAGAAAGAAAAUAAGGCAAGGUUUGAAGAAGCGAAUAAGAUGUAUCCACCUCUUGAAGAAAAUAUAAAUAAAAAUAAUGAUAUUAAUAAUGAUGAUAAUAUUGAUGAAGAUGAUAAUAUGGAUGAUGAUGAUAAUAUGGACCAUAUUGAAGAUGAAGACAGUAUUGAUAAUAGUGACAAUGUUGAUCAUAAUGAUAAUAUUGAUAAUAUUGAUAAUAUUGAUAAUAUUAAUAAUAAUGACAAUAAGGACGACAAUGGUGAUAAUAUUUGUGAUGAAAAAAAUAACAUAAUAGAUAAAGAUAAAAUAGAUAAUGUUGAUAAUUCUAGUGAUUCACAUAUAUCAAAUAAUUUGCAAAAUCAUUCCCAUUCAUCUAGUGAAUGUGAGGAAAACCUAUCCAAACAAAAUAGCCAACUUUCUAGCACAAAUAUUACAAACGAUACGCAUAUAAAAGAAGGGGACGAAAAAAAUGAACAUAUAUAUGAAAAUGAUUCUAAAUGUAAUAAAAAAAAUAUUAAUGAAUAUACAAAUAAUAAUAAUAAUAAUAAUAUUAAAGAUGUUAAUAAAAGCAAAAAAAAAAAAAAUCAAACAAAUACUAAAUCUACAAAUAGCAAAACAAAAUAUAAUAAUUUUUUUGGAGAUUAUAAUUCAUUUUUGGGUAUGAUGCCAUUUUAUAAUAAAGAUGAAAAAAAAGGAAACAUAAAUAAAGAUGAAAAAAAAGGAAAAAUUAAUAAAGAUGAAAAAAAAGGAAAAAUAAAUAAAGAUGAAAAAAAAGGCAAGAUAAAUAAAGAUGAAAAAAAAAGUAAAAAAAUUAAGAAAAGUAAAUCUAAUAAAAGUAGUGAUAAAAAAUAUGAUAAUAGCAAAUAUGAAGAACCUAAUAAUAAUACAUCUUUUGAAGAAAGACAUAUUAGAAUAUUUCUGGAAAACAAUGUAAAGAAAUAUCUAAAUCUAAAUAAUGAUACCAAUUUAGAUAUAAAUGAAAAAAAAAAAAAUGACAUAAUAUUAAAAGCGUUAAUAAACUUAUAUAAUAAAGUUAUAAUGAAUCAUAAUAUAAAUGUAGAGAAAUAUGAAAAAUAUGAACGCUUCCUGAAACUUAUAAUAAAUAAUAUGAAUGGUAUAUAUAUUGAUAUAGAUUUAUUAAAACAUAUUAUACAAUUAUUUUUAAAAGUAUAUUUAAAAUUUCCAUGUUAUAUUUAUAAUUUAAUAACAUUAUUAGUAAAUUAUAUUACUAUAAUUAAUGCAAAUUUUAUGACUUCAUUAACAUUAAAUACAUUUGACGAUAUAGAAAAACAAGUAAGUAUAUUAAUUAUAAGUUCUAUAUCAUUAAAUAAAAUAUUAUAUUUCUCUUUCCAACAUUACAAAAUAUAUCAUUUAAAUAAUUUAAUAUAUUGCAUAUUUGAUAUAUGUAAAUUAUUUCUAUCAAAAGUACAAACACAUCCCUUAAAAACUAUAAACGAAUUAAGAAGAAUCAUAUCUUUUUUCUUAAUAUAUUCUAUAGUCUUUUCAAUAGUAUAUGAAGUUAAAAAUAAUGUAUGUUAUACAUAUCAAGAUAAUAAAAUGUUGGCCAUGAUAGAUCAAGGUACAGAUAUAAAUAAAAAUAUAGAUAUAAACAUAUCCUUUAAUAAUAUGAUUAUUUAUGAAAAGAUGAAAAAUUAUUUUAUUAAUUAUGAAAUAUUAUAUAAUAAUACACUUUUUAAAUUAAUACAAGAUAUACUUGAUGUAAUGAUCAAUGAAAUUGAUGAAGAAAAAAUUCAUUAUUUCAUAUUAUCAUAUGAAGAACAAAUGAGUAAGAAAAAAAUGAAUUCCUAUAACUUUUUUAUAGUAGACAAUUUUUUUAUUUUUAUAUAUAUAUUAAAGAAUAUUUAUGUUAUGUUAUCAUCCCAUAUGUUAACAUUUUUAUUCUUUGAUCAUAUAUACAAUAUUGUAAGUACUCUAUUCAAUUUUUUUACAAAAAUAAAUGAAAUAAGAAUAAAAUAUAAUAGUAAGACGAACAAGUCGUGUAGUAACAAUAAACAGAACAUAGCUGAUAAGGGAAAAAAUAAUAAUGAAAAGAAUAAUAAUAAUAAUAAUAAUAAUAAUAAUAAUGAAAGUAAUUAUCUUGAUAAUAAUAUUUAUACUUUGGAAGAUAUAAAAAAACAUAACCAGAUAAAGAAAAAAAUUUCAAGAGAACAAAAAAAACGUUCAAAAAGAAAAAAGACAGUUCCUAAUUACUUCAAAAAGAAAUCUAGCCAUUUUUAUUUUUACGAACAUGGUUUCACACAAAUAUGUAGAUCAAUAAAUAUAGAAAACAUUUUAUUAAUUUUUUUAAUAUAUACAGUAAAAAUAUUUUAUAGAAUUAAUAAAUUUAUUUUAUUCAUAAAUAAAUCAUAUCAUACAAAUGAGAAUGAAAAAGUGAACCAAGUCUCAAUAAGUUAUAUCAAAUCAGAAAAUGAAAAAAAAUGUAGUGAACUUAAUUAUAAAAAUAAUAAUAUUACAUUAGAGGAAUGUAAUAAGUAUAAAAUAUAUUUAAAAAAGGAAAAUAUUCAUAAUAACAUGAAUAAAUUAUUUAACAUAUUAGACGCUUUCACAAAUGUAAAUACAAAUGAUGAAUUAUAUUUUGAUUUUUUCAUAUCUGUGCUUAUCAAUUUUGUUAAUAAUAAAACUAAUUUCGAUGAUUUGAUAAUAAAUACGUUAAUAAAAGAAAAAUGUGUAACUAAGUCUAGAGAAAAAUAUUAUUUAAAAAAAAAAAAAGCGGAUCAAAAUAAAUAUAUAUGGGGAUAUUCAAAAGAAUUAGAAAUAUUACAUAUGUUAACCAAUAAUUAUGAUACAUAUUAUGACAUAGCAUUGAUCAGUUUUGUAUAUCUAAUUGAAUUAUAUUUAAAAAAGAAAAAAAUAGAAAAAAAUAUGAAAAAUAAAAAAUAUAAAAACACAUAUAUUUAUUUUAAUAAAAUUAUGAAAUAUAUUUAUAGUUGGGAUAUAAAUAAAAAGGAAAAUAAAAAUAUAUUAAUAUUAUGUUUAUACAUAUUAGAUAAUUUUUUUAACAAAAAAUGUUUUUAUAAAAUUAACAUGAAAGCAAAGUUUUUUAAAAGCAUCAUGCCACUGUUUAAUUUAUUAAGUGAUAAUUUUAAUCAACAAGAAUAUUAUCUGAUAAAUUUUUUAAUCAUAAAAAUAUUAACAUAUUUUAUUGGAUGUAAUGAAAAUAUAGAUACAUAUAUAUUUAGCUAUAUUAUGAAAUUAUAUGAAACCUAUUCUUCUUAUAUUAUUAAAGAAAAAAAUACAGAUUUAUAUAUAUUCAUUUCUAUAUUAAUAAAAAAUGUAACAUUGUCAUAUCAUAAAUUGAAAUAUACAAAUUGUUUUAAUAGAAAGAAAUAUCUUAAAAAAAUUAAGAAAAAAAAAUUAAAUUAUUUCCCAGGUUCUCAUAAUAUAAUUAGUAAUAAAUUAAGAAAUGACCAUUCUAAUUUAGAAAAUGUUGAUAACGAAGAAAAAAGGAUUUGUUGGAAGUGUCAAGACAAUGAAAAAUAUGAUUAUAUAAAUAAUUCGCAGAAAUAUGAUAGUCUCUUAUUAUCAAUGGAAUGUAUAACUACAUAUUCAAAUAAUAUAUAUGGUAGUGUGAAUAAAAAAAAAUUACCAAAUAAGGAACACCAUCAAAUACAUUCGAAUGAACAAAUGGUCGAAUUAACUUCAAAGGAUUUUAAAGGAUGUACAACAAACAAUAAUUAUAAUAAUAAUAAUAAAUUAAAUUUAUCGCCACAAGCAUAUAAAAAUAAAACAAAAGAUGAAAUACUCCAUUUAUUUGAUCUUUAUGUAGACAUUCUAAAAGUAAUACCACAUAAUAAAGAUAUUUUCAUAAGAGUUUUAAAAAAUUUCAAUUCUAUAAUAAAAAGAAUUAAAAAUCAUAUUAAUGUUGUAAGAGUUGAAAAAUGUUUAGAUAUUGUAUAUGCAUAUAUAUUAAAGAGAGAAAAUGUUAACUCUUUUAACUUUAGACUUACAAGAGGUAAGUAUAUUAUAAGAUUAUAUAAUAAUAUAUUAAAUAUAUUGAAGAGGAUAAAACAUGAAAAUGGAUAUAAGAAUAAAAUGAAGAAUAAUUAUAAUAUAAAUCAUCAACAUCAUCAUAAUAAUCACACUCGUAAUAAUCAUAAUCACCAUGAAUAUAAUAAUUAUCAAAGUACAAAUAUCUCCAAAGAAAUUGAUAAGAAAUUAUUGUGUAUAUUAGAAAUAUUUUUAAUUUCAUAUGAAAAAAAAAUAAAUCAUAAUCUUUUUAAGACAUUCAAUCUUUUAUUCGAUGUAAUAGAUGUGAUAGAAUUAGAAAGGUAUAAGUAUAUAAUAUCAACAAUUAUACAGAAGAGCAUAUUUUUUGGAAAUAUUAGAAUAUUAGAAUGUUCAAUUAAAUGUUUAUAUAAGUUGUUUAGGAAAAAUGUGAUUAUACCUUUACAUGAGAAUUUUGAUUACUACCUUUUAAUAAUUCAUAAUUUUUAUAAUAAUAAUAAAAAAAUAUAUAAUAAUAUAAUAGCUUUAUUAAAAUGGAGAAUAUGUAUAUAUGGAGUUUUUAAUAUAAAUCAAUGGGUUAAAUUAUUUGAAAAUGUUUUAAGUGUAAAAAAUAUUUUUAUAUAUGACAUAAUAAAAUUUAAAUCGAAGGGAACGUUUUCUAAGUUUGAUUGUAAGAAUAGUGUAAAGAAACAUUAUGAUCAAAAUUAUAUGAAGGAAAAUAACUUAUUAACAAAUGAUACAGGAUAUGUUGAAAAUAAUAAUAAUAAUAUUAAUAAUAAUGAUUUUAAUAAUAAAUGUAAUAAUAAUAAUAAUAAUAAUAGUAGUAGUAGUAGUAGUACAUGUUGUGGGUUUACCUUUUAUACGUCUUUGUUUGAUGAACAUUAUAAUUUUAAUAUUCAUAUAAAUUUAAAUAAAGAAAAAAUUGCACAAAAUAGUUGUAUGAAAAAUAAUAAGUCAAAAUAUUUUUUUAACCUUUUUAAAAUGAGGAAAAAUGAUAUUAUCUUUUCUGACAACACUAAAUAUUUGGUUAUGAGUUUGUUGUACUUUUUUUUGAAUAGAAUAAGUGUAUCUUCUCAUAUUUAUGUUCAUAAUGAUUCAUAUUUCUCUAAUUAUAUGAAAAAAGUGUUGAGAGACCGUACUAUUUUAAAAGUAGAACGAAAAUUAGCUAUUAACAAAUCUGGAAGUGUAAAGAAAAUUGAUAAUCUUAAUAUAAAGAAUAUAAAAGAUAAACAACAUAGUAAUACAUUUAAUAAUAAUAAUUUAUAUAGUAGUUUAAAUUCAGAAGAGAUGGAUAAAAAUUAUCAUCAUAGCAAUGAAAAUGUUAUACAAAAAAUUAAUUAUAUAGAACUAAUUUUAAUAGAUAAUAGUAAUAUUAAUGAUUAUAAUAGUGAAUAUAAUAAGAAUAGUCUAAUAGAUGAAACAAAUUUUACAAAAAUUAAUUUGGAGUUUAUAUUAGAUAAUUGUACUUUAUAUACAAAUUUCGAAUUGUUAUUAAAAAUAAUUUUAAAUAAUAUAAAUUAUGGAAUAAAACAUUAUAGGUUAUCAAGAUUAGCUAUAAAAAUAUUGAUUGUAUAUUUAAAUAUAUUUAAGUCUUCAAAAAUUAUAAUCGAUGAAUUUUCAUCCACAAGUAAUGAAAUAAAAUUACUUACGAAUUAUGAAAUAAACAUAUUUACUUCUUUAAAGAUGUAUUAUGAAUCAUUUAAUUUUAUGUAUUUAAAUAAUAAAAAAGAUAAUUCACCAUCUCAUAAUAAUAAUAAUAAUAGUAGUAGUAAUUUUAAUAUUAAUAUUAAUAAUUACCCUUCAGGUAACCAAAAUAAUAAUAUUAAUAAUGAUCAGAAUGAUAAUCACAAUAGUAGUAAUAUUAUUAUUACAAAUAAUAUUGAUGGGAAAAAAAAAGAUCAGAUACAAUUUUCACAUUUUUUUCUAUACCCACUUAUGGACAUAUAUAAUUUAUUUCUAUUCUUAAAUGAUAUAAAAUUAUGUAACUCACAUAAUAAAUUUGUGGAAUAUUUUUUCUAUUUUGCAAUAAAAGAACCAAAUGAAUAUCGUAAAAAAAAACAACUUACAGAUAUGCGACAUUCUGAAAAUAAUAAAUUAAAUCAUAAUAAAAAUCUUCAUAUGAAUAAAACAAAUAAUAUAUAUAAAAAUGUUAAUGAUGUAGAAGAAGUGGAAGAUAAAGAACAUUUUUUAAAUAGCUCAUCAUUAUUUUUCUCAGAAUUUGACUCUUGUGUAUAUUUUCUUUUUACAUAUAAAUCUUUCUGUUAUUAUAUAAUAAAUAAUGAGAAAUGUCAAAAUAACCUAUCUCAAUAUAAUUUAAAGUUUAUUGUAAGAAAUAUAAAUUAUAUAUUAUUUGAUUCUAUAAUAUUAUAUUUAUGGUCAUUUGAUUAUAAUGAACAAAAUGAUAAUAAAGAUAUAUUAAAUUAUAAUCAUCAUAUGCAUAAAUUCUUUACUUGUGUAAAUGAAAAAUCAAGAUCUUUAUCUAUUUUUUAUUUUAACGCCUUUCCUGUAUUUAUACAAUUUUUAAAUAUUAUCAAAUCAUAUGUUACGUUAAAUAAAAGAAAUUAUUUACUUUUUAAAAUAUUUAUUUCUUUUCUAUGUUAUCAUAUAAGGCAAUAUCAUGACAUGUUGAAAGAAGAAACCAAAGAAAUAUAUUUGAAAUUUAUUUAUAAUUAUUUAAUUCUUAUUGAAUUUUCAUAUGACCAUGACAUGGAACAAACAGAAGAACAAAAAAUCCAAACAAACGGUAGGAUAAAUCAAAAUGAGAUUAAAAAUAACGAUUGUGAAAAUGAUGAAAAUAGCCACAAUGAAAAAGACCUUAACAUUUGUUCUAAAUCUACAAUUAAUAAUACAGCGAAUAAAAAUAAAAAACUAAAAUUUUUUAAAAUUGUGUUAGAUUAUAUAUUAAGCUAUUUAGUAAAUUUUAUAAAUAUUAAGAAUGUUGCAAAUGUAUUGGAAGUGAUGCAAAUAGCUCAUGAGAAUUUAUUUACAAAGGAGGCAAAUGAAAUAGAUGAUAAUAUGUUAUGUAAUAUGUUCACAUUAAAUAUUUAUAUUAUUGAUAAAUUCUUAAAUAAUAAUUAUAAAAAUGAAAAAGAUGUAAUAAUACAUUUAUUAUGGAAAUCAUUUUUAAAUUCAUUUAUCCUUUUAGAAAAAAUGAAUGAUUUAGAAAUCAAAGAAAAUGUAAAGAACUUAUUAAUAUAUUUAUUUUUAAAAAAAAUGAAUAUGUUAAAUGACGAAAAAUUAUCAAGUAAAUUACUUAAAUAUGCAUUCCAGUAUUCAUCUAUAUAUGAUUUGAAUAAUUAUUUAAAACAAAUGAAAAAUGAAGAAAAAGAACAAAUAAUAACUAUUCUUUUUACAAAAGAUUUAUGUAAGCUAAAAUUAUUUUAUAUUAAAAUAAUUGUAUUUAUACAUUAUGUUAAUGCUUGUGAGAAUACAUUAGAUGCAGAUACUCAGAGUUAUUUUAGUCAAGAAAUUCUGCAAAUAUUUAUAAAUUUUACAAGAAAGUUGAAGAUAAUAUAUCUAUAUAAUAAUGACAUCCAUAUAAAACAUGAAGACAAAAAUUUAAGAAGACAAAUGGUUAAUUCUUCUAUAAAUAUUAUACAAAAUAUAUUUACAUUAAUAAAAGAAAAAGAUGAAUCCCUUAUAUUUUAUUUUUUCUAUAAUUUGAUGAAUCAAGAAAAUAUGCUCAUACCUUUAAUUACUACAAAGAUAUCAAUGAAAGAUUCUUUUGAAUAUUAUACGUUUUUAUCAGCACAUUCUUAUUUAGAAGACAUUGUUUGUUAUUCUAUUAAAAUAGUAGGUAUAUUUUUUGAAACAUUUUUACAUAAGAUGGAUUUAUUAAAAAAAGUGUUCAUCGCCUUUGUUACUUAUAUUUAUAAAAUGAUUUCAUUAUGUGAUAAAGGUAAUAUUACAAUAACAAAAAGUUUCUUAGUAUAUCCACAAGAAAAAGAAGAAAGAAAAAUAACCAAGUUCUUAAAAGAGACGGAUUAUUCUUCUACAUAUAUAUUUGAUAAUCCUGACAAGUUUGAAAUAAUAACCAAUAAUAAUAUGACCAUAUAUUUUAAAGAAGUAAUAGAAAUUUUUAGAAAUAUGGCAUUUAAAAAUUCUAAUCUCUUUAAAGAAAUGAUACUUCAUAUAGGUGCAGAAGAAAAAAUAUUGAUAUAUACCUUAAUGAAGGAAUCGAUAGAUACAGAAAAAAAAAAUGAGGAACAAAAUGAAGAGAAUACUGAAAAAUUGGAUUUCAGUUUUGUAAAUUGA
Molecule: messenger RNA, 10233 nt
Organism: Plasmodium adleri (nom. inval.)
Lineage: Eukaryota; Apicomplexa; Aconoidasida; Haemosporida; Plasmodiidae
Product: conserved Plasmodium membrane protein, unknown function
Exons: 2
Coding region: 1-10233 (3410 amino acids)
Source: RefSeq, a predicted model, not a curated record